Molecule: messenger RNA, 1914 nt
Organism: Hymenoscyphus albidus
Lineage: Eukaryota; Fungi; Ascomycota; Leotiomycetes; Helotiales; Helotiaceae
Source: the annotation of a GenBank genome assembly
AUGAUAUUCUCUAGUCUGCUCCCUUCAUAUUAUGACGAAGAUCUUGAUGACCUCAAGGCCUGCCGACUUGCGUGUAAGCGAUGGACUGAGAUUGGGUUCCGAGGUCUUUUCGGUUCGACUUUCGUAUUUCGUCGUGAUAGAAUGGAUACAGAACGUUUUUUAUACUUCACGACAUACCCUCGGAUUUUUUCUAAGAUCGAUCGAGUUAUCUUUGAUUAUGGAUGGAAUGGUAUCGCCAAUGUAGUGUCUAACUACGCCAGCAUUUACGCAUCCUUUUGGAAUAGUGCAACAAACCUGAAAGGAGUGCUGCGCGAUAGACGAACCGCUCAACUAGAAUCCCAAAAAGAAUCACAUGUGCGAAAUUACGCAAGGUGGUUCAUAAACUGUGAAAAUUCCGAGCAGAGAAGCUUUUUGUGACCUUCCGCGGCUAUUUCAGUAUGUUCUCACUUCCAUGGUAUUAAUCGCAUUGAUUUUACACUGAGAUCAACAUCAUUCCGGUCAAAUUCUUUGAUUCACGCUUGGAGCGCAGAUACAUGCCAAACUUUCUUUAGUCAGAGGAUAGCCGAGUUUGGUUUCUUAUUGCUCGGCCUUGCUCAUCUUUAUCGAUAUACACUUGACAGCAAUAUCAAGCUCAAGCAUCUCAGCCAUGACAUGCUUCCAACGACUUUCUUUGGCCGUCCAAUUUCAGAGCUUAAAACAUUAGUAGAGCCAUUACGUUGCCUACAAACACUUCAUCUCACAUUCGAUGCUACAGAACCUCCAACAGUACAAUUCUGGAAGGGCUUGGGCUUCUUCCUCGCUUCGGCUCCACAACUGAGAAAUCUUCGAUAUGGUUUUGAUCGAAUUUUGUACAUAUCUGAGGAGGGUAUUUGGUGUAUUAGGGAGACGGGACCAGGAAACCUUGUUUUCAACGAGGAUAAUGCACCGGAAAAGUGGUAUGCCCCCCUUUGGAAAGUUCUAGGAGACUACACAUGGGCCCAUCUGGAGCAUCUACGUUUAGAUGGGAUGGUGCUAUGUGAAAGGGGAAUAUUUUCGCUUUUAUGCAGACACUCGAAUACUCUGCGGACUUUAGAGCUCCAUCAAAUCGGUCUCUGGCUUGGUAGCUUUGAAAAUUUGCUAUUGAAAAUUCGAAACAAGCUAUCACUUACUGGUUUCGGCAUAUCCGGUCAUUGUGAAGGUCUCCACUCCACAAAUGAAAGCCGGGAUUUCCCUCGAAUAUAUGACCCCUAUCGAGAGAUCUGGUCUCCAGCGUUUAGUUUUUGGGUUGAGCAGUGCGAAUCUCAUACUUCCGGAAGAAAAUUUGACAAUGGUAAUCCGGUUGACUAUUCCUUGGGGGCGAAAUUGAAGAACUUCAUCUUUGGUGAUUCAUGGCCUAUUAUGGGUCAUCAUACCAGAAAACGCUGUACGGACUUUCCUGAAUGUGUGUUACACACCGAAAAAUGUAUCAAAAGCUGCUGGCGCGAUACCAAGCGAAUGAUUGACCAGAUAUGGGAUAAAGACUUUUUUAUUGACCCUGGUAUGGAAACUCCGCCCUUUUCUGAGGGAACAGAAGCCGGUCAGAAUUUCACGUCGUACUAUAAUGAUGAUGGGUUCGAUGAAGAAGAGUGUGAUAUCCAUGGCUACAACGAAGAGGGAGAACACUAUCUUGAUGAUAUUGUUACUGAUGAAGAAUAUCUCCAGGGCAUGACCACAUCCACACGAAUGCGAAGGGAGCUUGAAGCAUCAAUAGUGCAUAGAAUCCCACGCUUCUGGGGUGGCCAGAAAGGCGAACACGGAGAGGAGACUAUGACUGUUCAGGAAAAUAGUGAAGCGGUUACAGUCAAGCGCAAAAUAUUGACACAAAUGAGAUCUCGCAUUGUGCGAGACCACAUGACAGAGGAAACGACAGUUCAGGACGAAGAAGACAGUCCUUGA